Staurois parvus is the source of this 375-nucleotide messenger RNA. Lineage: Eukaryota; Metazoa; Chordata; Amphibia; Anura; Ranidae. The record is from the annotation of a GenBank genome assembly.
AUGGUAAGGGCGGUACCUGGGACACAUGACAGAUCCCAGAAGCCGCCGGCCGACCAAUCACAAAGCGCAAUUGCUUCUCCGCUCAUGCGCACUGGGCACCCGGCUGUCAUGCCGAGCCACCCACACUACAGAAGCCGGGAAGACAGCGCGCGGCUGGAUAGAGGAACAGGUAAGAUCAAAGAAUCAACUGCGGAAGUAAGAGCGGGUAACCUGUCAAAUUCAGGUACCCGCUCCCCACCUCCCCAAAGGUCAGCAGUCAUCUGUACUGUCCGCAUUCUCUGGUCAUCCCUGUGCUGUCCGCAGUCUCUGGUCAUCCCUGUGCUGUCCGCAGUCUCUGGUCAUCCCUGUGCUGUCCGCAGUCUCUGGUCAUCCCUG